This is a messenger RNA of Silurus meridionalis, 3149 nucleotides long. RefSeq names its product negative regulator of reactive oxygen species (gene nrros). NCBI's taxonomy places the organism in Eukaryota, Metazoa, Chordata, Actinopteri, Siluriformes, Siluridae. The transcript is spliced from 3 exons. The record is from RefSeq and is a predicted model, not a curated record. Gene Ontology annotation, cellular component: extracellular matrix. Gene Ontology annotation, molecular function: protein binding. Bases 198 to 2237 code for a protein of 679 amino acids.
CAGCUCUACAUGUGACUUUGGCUUCCGUUGCUCUCUUGCUUCCGCAAAUACAUAUAGACACUUCUGCACCCUAGCAGAGCACAUUUGUUAGUCCGAGGCGAGGAAGCGGCUAAAUUUUCUCCAUCAACUUCAGAUGUAGUGAUGGUGUGCAGUGAGGCAGGAGCACACCAACCAAACCACCGCGUGAGCAUGAAAAGAUGCCGGGCAUUAGAGUCUUUCUCUACUUUGGCUUGGUGGCUGUUCUACCAGUUCUUUGCUAUCCUCACACCCCCUGCACACUGACUCAAAAGACGGCUAUAUGUAACAACCUCCAACUCUCUUCUGUUCCCAGCAACUUGCCACAGCAAAUAGAAGAGCUUUUUUUAAAUCAGAACAUUAUUUCAAAAUUACAGAACGGAUGUCUCUCAAGCUAUCCUUUCCUUCGCACAUUGAGCUGUGCAAACUGUUAUUUAAAAGCCGUAGAUGUGCAAGUGUUCUCCAGGUCACAUUGGAUAGAGACCCUCAAUUUUGCCAGCAAUGAACUUCACAACGACUACAAGCUGCUUUCCCAGGCUCUUGGUUUGUUGACCAAUUUGCGAUUUCUGGAUUUUUCUGCCAAUGGGCUCACAGAGGACAUGGUUUCUGAGCUCUUACAUAAUCUCACAUCGCUUGAGUUCCUAGAUUUGUCGAGGAAUGCUCUUCUGCGAUUGGACGAGUACACAUUUCAAGAUCUUCAUCAACUCAAAGAACUGAAUCUAGAAAGGAAUAACUUGUUUGAGAUUGAUGGGGCAUUUGACAAGUUAAAAAAGCUCAGGCGGCUUAAUCUGGCAUUCAAUUCUUUGCCAUGCCUCGUGAAAUUUGAUAUGACCCAGUUAGUGGUACUUAAUGCCAGUCACAAUCUCAUUGAAUGGUUCAUAACGAAUCAGGACAUCACAGACACCUUUGAGCUGGAGACGCUGGACUUGACUGAUAAUCGGCUCCUGUAUUUUCCAUUCCUUCCAACCUACAAUCGCAUUAAAACGCUGUUAUUACCCAAUAACCAUAUUGGCUUUUACAGUCAUCUCUCACAGAAUACCUCUUUAAACUGGACCAAUACCAUUGAGUUCUACAAUUUGGGUGGAAAUGCCAGCAAUGUUACAGCAGAACUUUGGAACGAUGACCUUUAUGGAGAUAUAUCUUCUGUGGAAUUUCUGGAUCUCAGUGUUAAUCAGGUGAGAUACUUCCCUCAGGGAUUUCUUCAGAAAAUGCCUCAUCUUUACUGGCUUAGAAUGAGGAGCAACUGCUUAGAAUCACUGAAUCUAACAGGAGACUAUCUUCCUGUAACAGUAUAUGAGCUGGAUGUGAGCAACAACAGACUCACUGAACUGCAUGCACACUCCAGCUCAGUCAGUGAACUGAAUAACCUUACACAUUUGAACCUGAGUUUAAACAACAUACAGAAGCUUCCUCCUCGACUGUUCACUACUUUACCCCGGCUCAGCUUCGUGGACCUCAGUUAUAACACAGUGGGAAUGUGUCAUCCCAAAGAGCUACCCAACUUAAACUCAUCAGCCUGUGCUCUUUGGACACCUUUGCCCUCAUUAAAACAGCUCCACAUUGCUGGGUGCAACUUAAUCAAUAUUCCACCAUCAGCGUUCGAUGGCACGCAACUAACACAUCUUGACCUAUCCCACAACCCAGACCUGCACUUUAGCCAAGACUGUUUAUCAGGUCUCAGUGGGACUCUACAGCACCUAGGCCUGAGCAACACAGGUUUGCAGGACUUUAACUUUUCUCCAUUUAGACAGUUAAAAUCUUUGAACAUCUCCAAAAACUCCAUAUCAGAGCUUCCUGCAUCUCUAAUGACACUGAACUUAAAGCUCCUGGACUUGAGGGACAACAGGUUGCCCACGAUUAAACCAGAACAUGCCACUGUGCUAGCUAAACGAGUGCAGAUUGUUUAUAUGAAUGGGAACUAUUUCAAUUGCUGCCAGUUAGAGUGGUACAGGACAUUUGAAGAGUCCAAAAUCCUCCAUGUUGCUGAUCUUUUAGAGAUCACAUGUGUAGACCUACACCAGCAGAGAAAAAAAGCUGGUGUUUUUGAUUCUGUCCUUUGUGGGGGUAAAAGCAGAGAGGAGUCUAUUUUCUGGUACAUUUUGUUAUUUUUAUCUGUUGGUGUGUCCAUGGUGGGUGUCUCUGUCAUUUAUUUCCUGACUUUCAGACCAAGACUACUGCCACGUGUAAUUAAGAAGAAAUGCUGGAAGCCUACAACAUAUUAAAAAGCAACUAUAAAAAAUAAAAAAAAAACAGGUAUAAAUGUAAAAAAAUAAAAUAAAUCUACAGAUACUGAAGUAGUCUCACAUUACUCUAAGGAGCAAAAAAGUCAGCCUUUUUAAUUUUUUUUGCAACCAAUUCAAGUGUCUUGUUAAAUAAGACACAGAUGUACAUGAUUCUCAACUUUUGUAAGAGACUUUGUCAGAGUUCAUUAUGUCAGAUUUAAUUUCAUUUACAAACCAAAUGUAAUGAUUACAGAUCACCUGUUGGGAAAUUCUGUAAAUCCAUAAAAGAAAGAACUGGAUAUUUUGGCGCAAAACAACAUUAAUAUUUCAGAAAUGUUUAAACAGUAGCAAUCAGAGAGCUGUUUUGUGCUUAUUAUUUUCUGGUACUUGAAUUGAAUUAAGCUUUUAUGGCAUUGUUUUCUUCUACUACACUUAUAAUUAAUUUCAGGAAGUACAGCUUGGCUUUCGGUUUGACUUUUCAUGUUUUGUUGUUCAGAUAAUUCUGAACAGGUUGGGGGGGUUAUUCAAUAAUUUAAUGCACAUUUUUUAAAAGUUCAUUUUUCAAAUCAUACAUCUUUUAUAAUACUCUACCAUGAACAAGCUUCAGUCUUAGCCUAAGUAAAUAACAUUAAGUAAAAAUACAUGGACUGAUUCAAGAUUGAUGUUUUAUUACAGAGAGAGAGAGAGAGAGAAAAAAAAGAGAAUAAAACUAUGAAACUACAAUGAAAGCAAUUUCCAAGUAGUUUGGAUGAUGGUGUGUUUUUAAUUCUUUUGUUAAAUUCCUAAUUCUUAUGUUAAAGGUUUUAGACUUUCACUGCAGUUUUUGCGAGCAAUGAUAUGUAAAUAUUUUUCCAUUUAAUGUUUGUACAUGACCUGAGAUAAUAGUGUAUAUAAUAAAUUUGUACACAUACA